Branchiostoma belcheri (Belcher's lancelet) is the source of this 3863-nucleotide messenger RNA. RefSeq names its product transient receptor potential cation channel subfamily A member 1-like. Gene Ontology annotation, biological process: monoatomic ion transport; transmembrane transport. NCBI's taxonomy places the organism in Eukaryota, Metazoa, Chordata, Leptocardii, Amphioxiformes, Branchiostomatidae. The record is from RefSeq and is a predicted model, not a curated record. Gene Ontology annotation, molecular function: monoatomic ion channel activity; protein binding. Gene Ontology annotation, cellular component: membrane.
GUGGUUGGGCCACUAUGUUAAGUUCAAAGGUCAUACAGAUGACUUAAAAGUAUACGACAACAUUACAUGAACCAAGCUUGCAACAUUUCUGUGACAUGAGCAACAACAUGGAAGAGGGAACCCCUCGCACCAAACGCCGAGUGAGCCUGCAGAAGGAGUGGGGCAGGCUCCGGACGUUUCUAGGCGGCAGUACGCGGCUAGCCGCCCGCCAGCCCCACCGGCAUAAGGACGGCGGGUUCACGAAGGUGGAGAUGGAGGGUUUGCAAGUCUCCGAGAUCGACGGAGAAUGUCAGGAAGACCCGGAGACCGGCGACUGUAUGGGGAAGAGCUGCCGACUUUUUGAAGUCGCUGCCUCGGGACGACUGGCGGACUUCACUCAGCUGUGUCAGCACGACCCCGCCCGCCUGCAGUCACGUGACCGGAAGGGCGCUACCCCGUUACAUCAUGCGGCCGGACAUAACCAGCUCUCCAUCAUGGAGUACAUCCUCAGGAUAAACAAUGGUGGGUGGGGUGUGCUGUGUAAACCUGGUGACAAGAAACCUACAGUGGUUGACAUAAACGCCCAGGACCACCACGGGAGGACGCCGCUCCACUGGGCGGUGAAGGAGGGCCAUCCCAAGGCGGUGGAACUCCUGCUGCAGCACGGCGCCGACUCGGAGGUGCAGGACGAGGAACAGGCCGCGCCCAUCCACACUGCCGUGGAGACCGGGCAGGUGGAAUGUCUGAAGGCUUUGCUGAACCAUCCCGACAGGGUGAACGUGAACCUGCCGGGCCAUGCCGGGGCGAUACCACUUCACUACGCCGCGUGGGGGAACAACAAGCAGUGCAUGAAGCUACUGAUAGAGAACGGCGCCUGGCCCUGUAUCCAGUGUAGCGCCGGCCACACGUCCAUUCACGCGGCGGCCAUGAAAGCUCAAUGCGGAACGCUGGAGUAUCUCAUAGAAUUAGUUACCGCCGGCUACCUGCUGUCGUGGCUGGCUACCACGGACAGCGACAACAAGAAGCCGACAGUAACCAUGGACGAUGACACCCAGGCUACACUGACUAAUGAUGCUGAAAAUAAGGGUUACAAGCGAGAGGACCUUCUGUCCUAAAACAAGCAGGACCAGAUGCCGCUACACGCUGCCGUCAACGGCGGGAACAAGGAGGCGGUGAUCAGGCUGAUCCGGAUAGGCGCCAGGAUAGACGCCAAACAGGAUGACGAGUCGACCCCGAUGCACCUGGCGUCCUCGCAGGGCGCACUGGACAUCAUCAAACUGAUGAUGGAGACGGCGGACAAGAACAGGCAGACCAUCCACCUCCGCGACAUCCAGCGGAUGACUCCUCUGCACAAGGCGGCCAUGUUUGAUCACACUGGCACUGUGGAGUACCUGUUGGAAGAGGGUGCUGACGUGAACUGCACGGAUAACGAGGAGCGGUCCCCGCUGCUGCUGGCGGCCUCCCGCGGCGCCUGGCAGACCGUGAAGCUGCUCCUGUCCCGCGGGGCGGACGCCAACCUACGCGACCUCAACAAGCGGAACUUCCUGCACCUCUCCAUACUAGGGGGAGGAGGGGUGGCCACGUUUCACGGCGAGCUGAGCACGGGAAGCCUGAGAGACCUACUGGACGCCAAGGACGAGUUCGGCUGCACGCCGCUGCACUAUGCCUCCGAGCAGGGCCACCUGAAGAGUAUCGAGUUACUCCUCCAGCAGGGGGCGAGCGCUAAGGUCAAGAACAACGAGAAGCAGUCAGCACUGCACUUCGCGGCUAAAUACGGGCGACUGAACACAGUCCGGAGUCUGCUGAACAGUCCGCAGGGCCCGAAUAUCAUCAACGACCCGGACGGGCUGGGCGACACCGCGCUGCACAUGGCGUCAGCGAACGGGCACACGGCGGUGGUCAAGUUCCUGCUGCAGAAGGGAGCCUUCAUUCACAAGUGCCAAGGCGGCCGGACAGCCCUUCAUCUGGCCGCACAGGGAGGUCACACACAGACCAUGCGGGUUCUGCUCAGCACGCAUGCGCACCUGCUGAACCAGACUGAUAAGGAAGGGAACACCGCGUUACACCUAGCGGCGAGAGAGGGAAAGCCAUCCGCCGUGCUGUUCCUGAUGUCUGAGGAAGCCGAGUUCAAGUUGAACAACAACAAGCAGACUUUCUUCGAGGACGCCAUCGAACUGAAGAACAGGGACGUCGCCAAUGCGAUUGUAGGGCAUGAUAGGUGGACGGAGGCUCUGACUACGUUCAGCCUCGAGAACGUCCCGCCGAUGUACAGACUCAUCGAUGUCCUGCCAGACAUCUGCAUGAAUGUGCUGGACAAAUGCCGCACAACGGCCACUUGUGAUGAGAAGAGCCCGGAAUUCUGGAUCAAGUACAGGUACAACUUCCUGCAGUGUCCCCUUGAGUGGCGGUACAAGAUGUUAAAGGAAGGAAUCAAGGAUGUUCCUCCUUUAGCUGUUUUAAAUAAAAUGGUUAAUGCCAACCGUGUUGAGCUGUUGUCACAUCCGGUCUGCAUUAACUUCCUGGAUAUGAAAUGGAACGCGUACGGUCGAUUUGUGUACCUCAGCAACCUGAUCAUCUACGCCAUCUUCCUCAUCUUCCUGACGAUAUUCGUGGCCACCGCGGCUCACCCUACCAGCCACCACGACUUUGUGAGAGGCGCCGCUGGCGGAGCUGCCGGGAACAACAGCAGUGCGAAUUACAGCAGUGUGAACGGGACCAGCGUGAACGGCAGUAGUAGCGUAAACGGAAGCAUAACGGCUCUGCAUAACAUCUGCCAGUUCAAAGAGCGACACUGGUUGGAAAACAUCUGUAUCGUCAUCUGCCUGGCCUUUGGCGCCUUCAAUGUCCUGAAGGAGAUUGUUCAGAUGCUUCACCAGAGGCAGAAGUACUUCAGCGACGUGACGAACCUGCUGGAGUGGUGCCUGUACGUGGCCACGCUGGUGUUCAUCGUGCCGUUCCUGACGGACGCCUGCGAGAGGGAGGACAUCGUGCGGCUCCAGUGGCAGAUGGGCGCCGUGGCCGUGUUCCUGGCCUGGUUCAACCUCAUGCUGUACCUGCAGAGGUUUGACAUCUUCGGGAUCUUCAUCGUGAUGUACAUCGAGAUCCUGAAGACUCUGCUGCAGGUCCUGAUGGUCUUCUCCUUCCUCAUCAUCGCCUUCGGACUCGCCUUCUACAUCCUCGGGAUGUCAGCGGACACCCUCGCCCACAGCACGGCGGGGCUGUCGUUCCUGCGCACCUCGAUGAUGAUCAUGGAGGGUCCUGACGCCGUGGAUAACGUCAUCGUGCCGUACGUGCAGAAAACCCUGCUGUACCCGGAGCUCACCAUCGUCUUCAUCAUCGCCUUCGCGCUGCUCAUGCCCAUCCUGCUCAUGAACCUGCUGAUCGGUUUGGCAGUCGGGGACAUCUCCGGAGUUCAGAGGAACGCUCAACUCAAACGUCUGGCCAUGCAGGUGGAGCUGCACACUGAGUUGGAGGCAAAGCUGCCGGAGAUGCUGGUGAAGAAGGUGGAUAGAAACGAGGUGACGGUUUACCCAAACACCUGCAAGGGGAAAAUAGCCAGCAUCCUCACGCAGCUGCGGGCCGGGAUGGGGAUAGACGACGGGAACUCUGUGGAUCACGACGCGGCCCGGGGAGACGCUCUGAACGCCACGGUCAGCACCCGGGGCCUGGCAGUCGAGAUGGACAAGCAGAAGAGAAGGAUGAAGGAGAUGAACAGCAUGUUGGUUCAGCAGCACCAGCUCCUGCGGCUCAUCGUGCAGAAGAUGGAGAUCCGCACCGAGGCGGACGACCGGGACGUGGGAGACGCCGCCCCGUCCUGCAUGACCCGCUCAGGGCCCGCCAGGCCCCCCACCGCGCCCCGGUCUCCAUCCAGAAGCUCGGUUUGA